AACCCCCGUGCCAAGCACCAUCGGCCGACGCCACCGCCGCGCCACCGCCCGCGCCGCCACCGCCCCUAUAUAUACACCGCCGCAGCCGCCCUCCGUUACGCCGCCGCGACUUUUACCGGCCCGACGAGUUAAGCUCCGAGUCCCGGGGCAUAAGCCAAACGCGAACCGGAUACGUCACUCGUACAUAAUACACGCAACAAUCCGAUUAUUUUUACGCGCGCGCCGCUCGCGAUAUUUUUUCGGUUUUUCGAGUUCUCUUUAACAUUUACCUAUAUCUACGAGCCUUUGCGUCGGUCUUUCCGGAUUUAAAUAAUCGUGAUUUCCGAUUUAAUGUAUAAUAUUAUACUCUUUUCUACCACACAACCCGCACGCUACUCAGGCGGUGCAGUAUAACAUACCUUUGCGCAUUUUCGAAAGGUGCCAGUUUUUCCGUAUUUUAUAUACAGUUUUAAUAAACGAACCCGAUUGUUGCACAUAUAUUAAUUUACUUAUAGUAAACUAUCGUAUUUACGUUUCAACAUUAUAUUGUUAAACCGUUUCGGUUACGAUAUUUGUGUACACUAUUAAAUAAGAUUUAAAAUGAACCUAACCACAACUGAUUCAGAUCGGCCAUUCAUUUCAAUACAACAAUCACAACCCAUUUUCUCGUUAUCUGAUCCAAGAAUGGGUAGUAUUCAUUUAAAUUCCGAAAGCGAAAAUCGAGACGCGGACUCGAGUUAUUCCAUGAGGGACAGGCCGUUGUCGCUCUGCAUGUCGGCUGCUUGUGCCGCCCAACAAGUACCGGUGUCUUCGUCGAGAACGCCACCGACUUCAGUCGCCCCGACUUCGAGUCAUUACUCGGCAGCGGCGGGUGGCCAAGCCGUAACCAAGACCAAAACACUGGGACUGACUUGCGUCGUGUGCGGUGACACAUCCAGCGGAAAGCAUUACGGAAUAUUGGCGUGUAACGGUUGCAGUGGAUUUUUCAAGAGGAGUGUCCGCCGCAAACUCAUCUACAGAUGUCAAGCGGGAACCGGGAGUUGCGUAGUGGAUAAGGCGCAUCGUAACCAAUGUCAGGCGUGCAGGCUGAAGAAAUGCCUAAACAUGGGCAUGAAUAAGGACGCUGUCCAGAAUGAACGUCAGCCAAGAAACACGGCCACUAUACGUCCGGAAAAUCUAGCUGAUAUGGACCACGAACGAGUGAUUCGAGAAGCGGCUGUGGCGGUUGGAGUGUUUGGGCCAUGUCUUUACAGACCUCCGGUUUCAGUGGCGUUGGCAUUAUCUCCUCUGAGAUAUCAUCCCAACGGCCCAAUGGCACCGCCAAGUAUACAGCAACGACCUGCAGAACCGUCGCCGACCACAUCUUCAUCGCCGAAACAAGAAUCUCACCACGAUGACCAAGACGAUGAUGACAGUAUAGAUGUGACCAACGAAGAACCAGAUACGUCCGAAAACAAAAGGGCAUCGUCUUCUCCACCAGCGAUUCCGAUACCGCUCACCCAGCACCAUUCGAUGUACGACCAUCAUCCAUCAUUUUAUCCUGGCCUACACGAGAAUGUUUAUGAGACGUCCGCCCGUUUGCUUUUUAUGGCCGUCAAGUGGGCAAAAAAUUUACCGUCUUUCGCAUCUCUUCCGUUUAGAGACCAGGUGAUACUCUUAGAGGAAUGUUGGUCGGAAUUGUUCCUGUUAAACGCGGUCCAGUGGUGUUUACCACUGGAAAACAACCCACUUUUCAACCCUUCGGAUCACGUGGCGGCCAUACCCAAUGGGAAAGCUAGUCAAGUGGCAGCCGACAUACGCGUACUCAAUGAAACCUUGCGACGGUUCAGAACCAUCAGCGUCGACCCGGCAGAAUUCGCGUGCAUGAAAGCUAUCGUUUUGUUUAGAGCCGACACACGGGGAUUGAAAGACCCGAUACAAGUGGAGAACCUGCAAGACCAGGCACACGUCAUGCUCGGUCAACACACCAGAAACCAGCACCCCGGCCAGCCGGUCCGAUUCGGCCGGCUGCUGUUGAUGUUGCCACUGUUGAAAAACGUGCCGGCCGCCCGGAUCGAGGCCAUAUUCUUUCAGCGGACCAUCGGCAACAUACCAAUGGAAAAAGUCUUGUGCGAUAUGUACAAGAACUAAUGACGCGGUCGACAACGGAUAAUAAUCCAACACUCAUGACAUGAUAAUGUACAAUGCGGUACUUACCUACGUCGUACACCGCGUUAACGCAUAUUACGCAUAGCCGGUGUAGGUACUUAGUUUAUUGACAGAUACAGUGGUUUGCGUAAUAGGUAUAUAGAAGCAACUAAGCAAGUACGCGACUAUAAACCUAUUCCUAUAAUAUGUAAUACUAUUAGGU
Messenger RNA from Aphis gossypii (cotton aphid), 2329 nucleotides. RefSeq names its product photoreceptor-specific nuclear receptor-like. NCBI's taxonomy places the organism in Eukaryota, Metazoa, Arthropoda, Insecta, Hemiptera, Aphididae. Bases 580 to 2109 code for a protein of 509 amino acids. Gene Ontology annotation, biological process: positive regulation of transcription by RNA polymerase II; anatomical structure development; cell differentiation. The transcript has 9 exons. The record is from RefSeq and is a predicted model, not a curated record. Gene Ontology annotation, molecular function: nuclear receptor activity; zinc ion binding; RNA polymerase II cis-regulatory region sequence-specific DNA binding.